UUACCACCAAGCUGAGAAUAUCCCUAGGUUUUCCCAGCACCAUAUGUGUCAACAGAUCUUACGGGAUUGCAUUCUUCUCUUACAUCAUUUGUGCAUUAACGGGAAAAAAGUCUCACCUGUGAUGCUGGGUCCAGCUUAUAACCACACAAUGGAAACCCCUGCCUCCUUCCUCCUUGUGGGUAUCCCAGGACUGCAAUCUUCACAUCUUUGGCUGGCUAUCUCACUGAGUGCCACGUACAUCAUAGCCCUGUUAGGAAACACCAUCAUCGUGACUGCAAUCUGGAUGGAUUCCACUCUGCAUGAGCCCAUGUAUUGCUUUCUGUGUGUUCUUGCUGCUGUGGACAUUGUUAUGGCCUCCUCGGUGGUACCCAAGAUGGUGAGCAUCUUCUGCUCAGGAGACAGCUCCAUCAGCUUUAGUGCUUGUUUCACUCAGAUGUUUUUUGUCCACUUAGCCACAGCUGUGGAGAUGGGGCUGCUGCUGAUCAUGGCUUUUGACCGCUAUGUAGCCAUCUGCAAGCCUCUACACUACAAGAGAAUUCUCACGCCUCAAGUGAUGCUGGGAAUGAGUAUGGCCAUCACCAUCAGAGCUAUCACAUUCAUGACUCCACUGAGUUGGAUGGUGAGUCAUCUACCUUUCUGUGGCUCCAAUGUGGUUGUCCACUCCUACUGUGAGCACAUAGCUUUGGCCAGGUUAGCAUGUGCUGACCCCGUGCCCAGCAGUCUCUACAGUCUGAUUGGUUCCUCUCUUAUGGUGGGCUCUGAUGUGGCCUUCAUUGCUGCCUCCUAUAUCUUAAUUCUCAGGGCAGUAUUUGGUCUCUCCUCAAAGACUGCUCAGUUGAAAGCAUUAAGCACAUGUGGCUCCCAUGUGGGGGUUAUGGCUUUGUACUAUCUACCUGGGAUGGCAUCCAUCUACGUGGCCUGGUUGGGGCAGGAUAUAGUGCCCUUGCACACCCAAGUCCUGCUAGCUGACCUGUACGUGAUCAUCCCAGCCACCUUAAAUCCCAUCAUCUAUGGCAUGAGGACCAAACAAUUGCGGGAGAGAAUAUGGAGUUAUCUGAUGCAUGUCCUCUUUGACCAUUCCAACCUGGGUUCAUGAACACAAUAUCUGUUCAGAUCCAGCCAACUUCAAAGAUGCCUUAGACAUCUGUAGAGCUUAGUUUACCUGGUGCUACAGGAAUUCUAAGAUGAAGGUGUAAAGGAUAUCCUUGCAUAACUUUUCAAUUACUAGCAGGAAUGUGAAUGAAAUGUUUCUGAUUUUCUGAGGGCUUUCUCAGUGGAUUCAAUCAACUUGUAUCUGAAUUAGAGACAAGUUUUGGUAGAGAAUACACAUUUGAUUGAACUUAUGUUUCCCUGCUCUUUAGGAAUGUGCUAGGUUAGGCUGAAGAAGGCACAAAGCCUCUUCCUGCUCCUGCCUCACCAACUCUUAAAAUGAAAGACAACAAAGAUCGCUCACCAUUCUCUUCAUGAACAGCUAUGUGUCCACUUAGGAUCUGGGGAACUGAGAGCAUGCAACUGUAUUUCUUAGUUUUUCAUACUUCCAAAUAGUUAUCUACCCUUUGCCAUUAAAAAGAAAAACACUAGAAACUUUAUAGCUUGUGCCUGUUGACUCUUUUCUGCCAACUUUAUUCCUUUCCACAGAUGAUGCUCAGGCAGAAGACAUGAACUUUAAAACAUGGCCCCAUGCACCCCUCUAGCCUCUUGUAUUUUCAAUCCCUUUCAAGUCCCCUGACUCUACUGCCUCUGGUUUAUCCUCUAUUUGGAGAAUAUGUCCCUUCUCAUACUUUUGUGCUCAGGUGCAUGCCCUAUCUCCAGUUGAAAAACUCAUCUUCCUUGCCCUCCCCUACAUCCUCUUUCCCUUCUCCGUUCAACAGGAUGUUAUAACAGCGUCAUGGGAAACAUUUAACCAGUGAAACCUGGCCCGAGUCCCCAGGCAGAGCUGAGGAAAUGUGAACUCGACUUUGAGAUAUGAAGUACACUGUCAGUGUGAAUAGUUCUACCAUAAAGUGAAGUGAAAUACGGUUAUUAGAAUUUAGCUCUUGACUCUCUGGCUUACUUGUUUUCUGACUUUUAUAAGCCUCAGCUUUCAUCUAUAAGAUGUUGAUGUGAUGAUGGCAGCUACUUCAGGAGGUUCUGAAAACUGACUGAGAUAAUCUUUGAAAAGAGCAUUUGUUAUGAUGCCUGGCACAUUGUGAACUUUCACAAAUCCUACCUAUCAUGGUUUUUGUUUGUUUGUUUGUUUUCCUUUCAGGAUGCACUUUAUACUCUUAGUCUAACUUUUAGGUAUCUUCUGAAAACUUGAAGAAACAGACUCUUCAGCCCGUAAGCAUCUGCCUCCUCCUGCUAUCUGGAAAUCCCCAGGGGCCAGAGCACAAAGAUAAACCAGUCUCUUGAGGAGUAGCAAUGUUUGGUUGCUGGGUAGAGGCCAAAGGAAGGUGGGUGUCCAGGGACAAGGCAGGAUGAUUGAGUAUCCAGAGGGAAAAGAGGGCCCCAAUGAGAAGUCUUUGGAAAGGACAAUAUGACUCUCCAUUGUUUGUUCGUAUUUGAUUUUGUUUGCACUUCCUGCUCCUCCGAAGGUAUCCUGUAUUAACCCCUCCUCUUUUGCAUGAAAGAAAUGUGGACUAUGAGGCAUGGACUCAUUGGAGAAAGUUAAACAGAGAAAACUCUCAGACUGUGGGUAACUGACUUGGGCAUUAGUGUUGGGCUGAUGGAGUCUGAAGGCCAGAUCACCCCAGAAUAGAAAAUAUAAGCCUUUACUCUUCCUAUACAGGGCUGUCUAGGUGUGGUGGGUAUUACUGAUACCAAGAAUGUAUGAAAAUGAUAUUUGGAUAGGAAAGGUGGGAGAGAGAAUGGGACAUAUAAUUAAUUGAAAGCAGAGAGGAAGGGGUAGGUAUAAUAUUGGCAUGGUGGAGAGACAGUUUUAUGGGACUAAGAACAGUUAUGAGGAAAAAAACCCAGUAGUAGGGCUGAUUGGGUGCAUAUUUGGCUGAAGAGGGGAAGUAUCCAGGUAGGAAGAAAGGGUUAUCAUAAACAGAAAGGCUUGAUUCAAAUGCAUAUGCCUUAGUUCUUUUACCUUUAAGACAUUUUCAUUUCGAAUUAUGUAUUCCUCACUCUUUUAAUAGAAAUGAAAAAUUCUCCCAUAUCUUAUGAUUUGUGAAUCAUGAGUUGUUGAAAUUAAGGGACUUUUCUGUGCUAGUUUUAAGUAAUUGGCUCUCCAGGUCUGCAUGUGAAUAUACCCACAGUAUUGAAGGCAAAGGCAGGUGCAGGGCUGAAAACAGAUCUUAGGAUAACUUACCAGAGCUUUCUGAAAACAGUAAACAUUAACAACCAGAGGGCACUGGUGUCUGUAUCUUAACCUCAGUAGUGCCUAUGUAAGUGUGUUCAUGUGUUCACAUAAUAAAUAUUUAUCAGGCUAUAUAUCUGAGAUUUGUGCAUUUCCCAUUAUAUUCAUAGUGUUUAAAAAAGUUAAUGAAAAAUCAGGGAGCAGGCAGUUGUGUUAAAUGUUUUGGAGAUGUCAAGUAAAACAAAAGGAAAAAGAGUUACUGGACUGGCAACAGAUGCUUGAUGGAGAUCACUGUUAAUCUUAGCCAAACAAUGUUCAGUAUCAAUAGGCUGAUUGAAAUAAAUAUUUGUAGAAAGAAACAACUAACCAAACCAAGUGUCCUGUUCUUUGCAAAGACUGACAAUGUAAAUCUCCAGCAACGCUAAUUGAGAAGAAACGUAAAUGGAGAUUAAAAAGAAAAACACUCUCAAGGGCAUGAAAGGUAUGCCCAAUUAGAGCUUCCAGGGCUGAGGCCUCAGCAUCAGCUGAGGCUGCCUCUUGAAGAAAGGUGAAUUUAAACAGGGCAGCCAGGGGAGGAACAUUCUGGAUCAGAGGUGAGUGGGGAAGAGGCUGUUUGGAUUCUCAAGCUUUAUGCAGCCCUUUAUGCAAUAAUGCACAAGUCUGAGUUUGUUGCAUCCAGAACACAUGAGGCAGUCUCAAGCAUACCCUGAAUUUUUCUUUCACUCUUCACUACCGUUCUACUUCAAAAGCUUUCCCUUGUCUUCUCAUGAUCUAUCACUGAAGAUGUCUCACCCAGUAGCUACACAGCAAGGUUUUUAUAAUCUGAUUAUGAUGUGGAUAUCACUAAUUUAUUCAAUCUGUGCCAUGAUAUAGUCUUUCUUAAGCUCAGGGAUUUUCUUUUUGGUUUGUUUCAUAUAGAUCGCAGUCUGUAAUCAUGUCUCCAAAACUUGAUUUUUUAAAUAAAACUCCUGAGGACUUUACCACAGCUGCUGGUGGUACCUAACUAUGGAGCCCAUCAGUGCUAGGCUCUGUAGGAGGUGAACUGAAGGGGCAAAUGUAUGUCCCAGGAUUAGGAUUGAGAACCUGACGAAUGCUCACCUAAUGCUUGGCUAAGAGAGAAAAUGUGUACCACAGCAGAUGGGAUCAAGGCACAGAAUUCCAUUAAUCUGAUUUAUUCCACUACUCAGAGAGGAGCCAGAACCCUGACAAGAGGUAAAAAGAGGUAGCUUGAGACAGUAUCCAAGGGUAAGGAUAUGGUAACUUCUCACGAUGAAAGUCCUUUUUUUCAGGAGAGGCACAGGAAGCGAUAGUUAAAGCAGGCUAGUCUUGAGGCUUGGCAAAUGAGCACCUUUCAUUUAAGAUUGCGUGAACACCUAAGAAACAGUUCUUGAGCGAUAUAUGACUACUGUUAUGUCAAAACAAAUCACACAGUUGCUGUGGUGACUCAUUAGGCUGAGCCCUUGAGAUACAAUACUAGGGUGAUGAGGGUUUUAGGAAGGAGAUCAAUUGUAUUUAAUAUGGUCUGGUCUACACUUGAGAUUCUAAGUCCAGGUCUGAGACAAAGGCAUAUGCCCACGUCCUAAGGAAAGAAAAUUAUCUGAGAACAAUAGAAAAAAUAUUUGAAGCACUAAUUUAGCCUGGAAAAAAUAUUUUUCAUACCCACCUCCACUCUAUCCUUAAUCUGAAUUCAGUUUGGCAAGAGUUGUUUUAUGGCAGCAGAAAUGUGAGCUAUGCUUGGCUUUCUUAUUAGGGAUGGGUUGUAGGAAAAACUAAGGAAAACUUUUUCACAAGUGUGAUGAAGAAAAAAAAAUAGCAACAAAGCAAACAAAACAAAAAAUCCUAAACUUGAGAAUUGACCUAUAAUGGAACAGAUAGUGGGCUCUUAUCAUAGUCCAAUGAGGAGAAACUUGUUGUGCACAGCCACUGGGUGAGACAUCUUCAGUGGCAACUCAUGGGAGGACAAGAGAAAUUCUUCAGGCAAUGCAGGAUGAGCAGCUUUUUACUUUGUAAAUGUGGUCUUCAAAUCACAUACACCCAUUUAAGGAUGUUAUUUGGAGCAAUCUAGAGGUAUAGAAUUAGGCAGGGAAAACUGUCUUCUGUUUUACUAUAUUAUAGCUAUAUUUUAUUGAACACUUAUGUACCAAGCAUCACGCUAAGCACUUUUACAUAGCUUAUCACUUAAAUCUCAAAAUAUCUCUGUGAAGUAUUAUUAACUCUGAUGGGUGAAGAAGUUGAGGCUUGGAGAGUUACAUAAUUUGACUGAUGCAAAAUGGCUAGCAAGCGAUAGAGUAGGGUUUUCAGUCUAGGAGUAUGAAUCUAGAACCGAUGCUUUUUGCCACUUUGCUAUCCUGCCCUUUGAUGAUGUGGGACCAAUAACAUAUUUUGAGUAGGGUACACAAAAGUAUGCAGGAUUUGUAUGCUCUAUUCUGAUGAAGUAGAAUCUAGGGGUUCCAUGAAGAAGAUUAACCAAUGUCUCCAAAAGCUGGGUGAUAACAUCAGAGGAAGGAGCCUCCCCUUGUAAGGAGUCUUCUCAGAUGGCAGGGAAAAUGUGCCUAUGACCAAACACCAUAUGAAUAUGAAAUCAUGGAAACCAAUCAUCCUAAGGAGAGAGUAACUAAACAGCUAUCACACAGGAAUGGAAUGGUAGUUAAUGCUGACUUCUUUAUAUUCAGGUUUCCCCACUUAGAUUGUUACAUAUUAUAUGAUAUGGUAACACCUGACUGAGGCAAUGGAGGGUGAAUACAUCAAUAAACAGAGAUGAACAAGUGGUAGAGCUCAGCUGCUGGCUGUGCACAGCAGUAGCUAUCUUUGUCUCAUCAAACCUGGCCAAGUGAAACCCCUAACCUUGUUUUAUCCAUAGUUGUCUUGUUGACUAUUUAUGUUGGGCUGGAUGGACACCUGGGAGUCAUAGCUUAAACCCAAAACUUACCACACACUUACUACAUGAUCUUGGCUAGAAUAUUUAAUCUAAGUUAUACAAACUGUGUUGUAUGGAAUGGAUGUUUGUCUUAUAUUACAAAUGGAGAAAUACACUCAGAUUAUGAAUACUACACUUUUAACAUAGUACUGGCACAUACUGUGUUAAUAAUAAAGUGCUUAACUUUCUAAAGGAUAAAGCUUUCUUGUUUGGAACAUCUUGGUUAUCAGGAAGAGGGAGUUAGUUGUAUUAAAGAACCAUAACAACUUAUUGGGGAGGGGGGGUCAUCUAUAAGGUAACCCUAAGAUUUUCCUUGUAGUAAUUUAAUCUAUUAACUGAACCAAAGUGAAUAGGAUCCAGGGUAAAUUUAGAGAAGGU
Pan troglodytes (chimpanzee) is the source of this 6575-nucleotide messenger RNA. RefSeq names its product olfactory receptor family 52 subfamily I member 2 (gene OR52I2). Gene Ontology annotation, molecular function: olfactory receptor activity; G protein-coupled receptor activity. The coding region runs from base 44 to 1096 and encodes 350 amino acids. The transcript has a single exon. Gene Ontology annotation, biological process: G protein-coupled receptor signaling pathway. The record is from RefSeq and is a predicted model, not a curated record. Gene Ontology annotation, cellular component: plasma membrane. Lineage: Eukaryota; Metazoa; Chordata; Mammalia; Primates; Hominidae.